GGCUCGGGUCCGCGGCCGCUGCGGCGCCGGGCAUUUCUCCGCAGCUCGGCUCGCGGCCGCGCCCGCCCGGCCCGCGCCCAUGCAGGCCAUCAAGUGCGUGGUGGUCGGCGACGGCGCCGUGGGGAAGACCUGCUUGCUGAUCAGUUACACGACCAACGCCUUCCCUGGAGAAUACAUCCCCACCGUUUUUGACAACUAUUCUGCGAAUGUGAUGGUGGACGGGAAGCCUGUCAACCUGGGGCUGUGGGACACCGCUGGGCAGGAGGACUACGACCGGCUUCGGCCACUCUCCUACCCCCAAACUGACGUUUUUCUGAUCUGCUUCUCCCUGGUGAGCCCAGCCUCCUUUGAGAAUGUUCGAGCCAAGUGGUACCCAGAGGUUCGGCACCACUGCCCCCACACGCCCAUCCUCCUGGUGGGCACCAAGCUGGACCUUCGUGACGACAAGGACACCAUUGAGCGGCUACGGGAUAAGAAGCUAGCGCCCAUCACUUACCCCCAGGGCCUGGCCAUGGCCCGGGAGAUCGGUGAGCUCUGUCAAGUACCUGGAGUGCUCAGCCCUGACCCAGCGGGGCCUGAAGACUGUGUUUGAUGAGGCCAUCCGGGCUGUGCUCUGCCCGCCUCCUGUGAAGAAGCCAGGGAAGAAGUGCACGGUCUUCUAGAGCCCUCACUUCUGGAGGAGCAGCCCCCAGCCCCCCGCACCUGUAUCUGUUGUGUUGAGAUGUCUGGUGUCCCUGAGUCUGCUGUGGGGAAGUCGUGUGGGUGGGGAGGGGGAAGAAUCAUGGGGACGAGGCUGGUGCUCCCGGGGUGGUGCUGGGGCCAUGGGGUCCUGUCCACUCUGCCUUCUGUACCUGGGGGUACAGCUCCAGCCUUCCCUGGCCCCCAGGGAGUCCGGAAGGGAGCAGGGUCUCCCUCAGGCUGCAGGGGCAGGUCCAGGGCAGCCCCAGGAUGGGCUUCCCUGAUGGGGGAGUUUGUGGGGUGGGUUCUGUCCUUGUGCCCCAGGAUGGGGCAGCCCCUUUUUAUUUUAUACAAUAAACGUUCUUCAUCAUC
This is a messenger RNA of Balaenoptera ricei (Rice's whale), 1050 nucleotides long. It is a transcript of the gene RAC3, whose product is annotated as Rac family small GTPase 3. The record is from RefSeq and is a predicted model, not a curated record. Bases 80 to 592 code for a protein of 170 amino acids. Gene Ontology annotation, biological process: regulation of cell shape; small GTPase-mediated signal transduction; motor neuron axon guidance. NCBI's taxonomy places the organism in Eukaryota, Metazoa, Chordata, Mammalia, Artiodactyla, Balaenopteridae. Gene Ontology annotation, molecular function: protein kinase binding; GTP binding; GTPase activity. The transcript has 6 exons. Gene Ontology annotation, cellular component: cytoskeleton; plasma membrane; cytoplasmic vesicle.